Vigna umbellata (rice bean) is the source of this 768-nucleotide messenger RNA. RefSeq names its product mavicyanin-like. Gene Ontology annotation, cellular component: plasma membrane. Gene Ontology annotation, molecular function: electron transfer activity. Lineage: Eukaryota; Viridiplantae; Streptophyta; Magnoliopsida; Fabales; Fabaceae. The record is from RefSeq and is a predicted model, not a curated record.
AUAAGUUCCCUGAAACAGUAUAAAAGGUAGGAGAGGGUUCCCAAGGAAACAUUAUCACAUUUCAAGACUCGCUUGAUCAUGGCGAACGUGGAAAUCCUCUUCCUUCUUCUCACACUCAAAUUAAUGUCAUUGCAAUAUAUCACAGAAGCAGCAGAGCAUGUAGUGGGUGGUGAUUCCGCUUGGAUUAUUCCUAUAAAUAACCCUUCCCUCUAUUCAUCCUUCGCAGCAAGCACCACCUUCAGAGUAAACGACACUCUUGUCUUCAACUUCAGAACGGGAGCUCACAACGUUGCCACCCUGUCGCAGAAACACUACGAAAGUUGCAACGUCACCGAGAUAAUAGAAUCGUUCAACACGUCGCCGGCCAAAAUCACUCUCAACCGCACCGGCGACUUCUACUUUGUGUGCGCCUUCCCGAGUCACUGCAGCCUCGGCCAAAAGCUCAGCAUUCAUGUCACCGCAGGAGGCUCUUCUUCCCUCACGCCAUCGGAAGCUCCACACUCGGGUGCCCCCACUCUCCUCGCUGUCACUGUCCCUGUCCCUGUCCUUGUCAUGGCAGUUGCCACAAAUCUCUUGUUUCAUUCUUAUUAAAAUCUUGUAAAAGCGGUUUCUUUUACGUAUGUGGUCUGUCUUUCUGGUUGUUUGUAUUUGUUUUGUGCUGUGGUAAUAAAUUGAUGUUUUUCAUUUUCCAGCUGCAUUGACAAGGACAUUAAUGGAUUUGUGUUAUAGUGUGAGGAUUGUUGAUGAAUAAAAGAAAAUGUUGAAUUA